Coffea arabica (coffee) is the source of this 1209-nucleotide messenger RNA. RefSeq names its product disease resistance protein RGA2-like. Lineage: Eukaryota; Viridiplantae; Streptophyta; Magnoliopsida; Gentianales; Rubiaceae. The record is from RefSeq and is a predicted model, not a curated record.
AUGUUUAGUUCUCGAGUCGUUGAUUUUGGACGGCUCAGGAGCUUUUUAACUUUUUUUAAAAUUGGAAGAGUAGUAGUUCCCCAAAAUCUAUUCUGCCAUUUGAAGUGCGUGAGGACUCUGACUUUAAGAAGUUGUGGGCUAGAUGAAAUCCCAGCCGAGAUCGGAAGGUUGCUUCAUCUACGACACUUGAACUUGAGUGGUAAUCCUUUCAUUACACUGCCAGAAGCUAUAUGUGAUCUCUAUUAUCUGGAAACUCUGAAUAUCAUUUUUUGUGAUAAGCUUUCGUGCCUUCCUGAAAGGAUUGAAGGUCUUGUACACUUGAGGCACCUUUUCAAUGAGAACACCGAUGAUUUGCGUCAAAUUCCACAAGGACUCGGGAAGCUGACGUCACUUUGUACUUUGGGUGGGUUCAUCGCCAGGAGCAACUCUGAUGAUUUGGCAAUUCUGAAGGACCUGAACCAACUGGAAAGAUUGGUCAUUGAAAUCGAAGGAGAAGUAGAUUUUGGGAGUGCAAAACUUGGCAAGAAAAUCAACAUGCGUGAAAUGUUUUUGUUCUUUAGCGAUGGGACCCACUUUAUAGAAACUCCAAGUUGCAUUGAAAGCAUGGAACCACCUCCAAACUUGGAACAACUUGCGCUAGUUGGCUAUCCAGGAGCCAAGUUACCAAGUUGGCUUGUGGCGAAAUCUCACGCUAGUAACUUGACGAAGCUAGUUUUUGCUAGCCCCCACAACAUCUCAUCCUUGCUUGCCUUGCGAAAGCUAUCAUCCCUAGAAGAGCUCAAGCUCAUGGAAGUGGAAGAGCUAGAAUGUUUGGGUAAGGAAUUCUUCGGAGUUACAAAAGCACUACAUGAGAAUAGUCGUGAUGCUCUUGAUACAUUGUCAAACUCCGAGUCAUCAUCCUCAGCUGAAGCAGUGGCAUUUCCGAAUUUGAGAAAAUUACAUUUUGAGGACUGCAACAAUUGGACAAAUUGGGAAGACUUAAGUGAAGAUGAUGAAGAAGUUGCGGUCUCUAUCAUGCCACGCCUGGAGGAGCUAAAAAUUCAAUACUGUCAUGAGCUCGAAACUCUGCCACAUCGCAUCUUCAGAAAGAUAUCAUCUCUCAAAAUUUUGGAUAUUCGACAUUGCAACAAGUUGAGGGAUCGUUACUCUGACAAAACAGGAGAUGACUGGAAAAAGAUAUCACACAUUCCUCAAGUUCACAUAUUUUGA